Messenger RNA from Neolamprologus brichardi, 5872 nucleotides. The record is from RefSeq and is a predicted model, not a curated record. NCBI's taxonomy places the organism in Eukaryota, Metazoa, Chordata, Actinopteri, Cichliformes, Cichlidae.
UCCACAGCUGCCAGUGCGACUACUUUUGGAGCGACGGAUCGUUGGGGAGGGACCGCCGGGGCUGAGGAGGGCUCUCGAGGCGAGCAGUACAUGAGAAAUACCUCAUUCACUGUGGAACAGGCUGGAUUUUAACCUUGGAUUAAUGUAAUCUGUGAGGAAAACCAAAACAAGAAGCUCAUGGAAACAGAAUUGUACUGGAAGAAAGGUUGGCUCUCAUGUUCUGCCCCAGCUGAAAAGUGGAAGAAGAACAGCUCAUCUGUUUUUUGUUCCUAUAUGCUUUUUGAGGAGCAAACAACCAUCUGAGUCCUUCUGCGAUGGAGAACGCCGUCCUGGAGCCCAGAUCGGAGCGGAUUGCCCGCUACAAGGCUGAGAGGAGGCGAGAACUGGCCGAACGCUACGGCAGCAUUGACGAGCUUCCUUCUAAGUGGGUGAGACGGGAUGAGAAAAAGGUUCAUGAGCCAGCGAGCCAAGCGCAUGGAGGAAUGUUAAGCUCCCACGAUCUGAGUGAAAAAGUGAACAGCAGAACACAGGAUGUUACAAAUGGAUUAGAGACUCCUGCUGAGCCCGACUGCCUGAGAAGGUGGGGUUCCCAGAACUCUGCUAGCAUGCAGAGUGGGGAAGAGCCUCAUAUCCCUCAUGGACUCGACGGCCCACAGCUCCACACUCGGGUGUCCGUGGGCCAGUUGAGAAGUGCUCUUCUACAGCAGACGGAGAGCGGAGCACAGCCUGAGAAAGCCUUCCCUGAUGCUGGGCAAGCCACAUCCUCUCUGGAUCUGGCUGUAAACCCGGGCUCUGAGGGGGGUCGGCGACGCACUCGGCGUUACCUCCCUAGCGCGUCAGGCGGUAACAGAAAAACUAGCGAACGCUUCAGGACACAGCCAAUCACAGCCAAUGAGAUGGAGGAGAGCAGUGGGUGCUUGGAUCCAGAGAACGAGGAAAACAGCAAAGCAGAUGUAAAAACAGACGACAGAGCCAAAAUGAGUGUGGCAGCCAAGAUGUCUCUGUUUAAAGAGCUGGAGAAGUCUUCAGCCUCUGAGGCCUCGGCAUUCCUCAAGCCUCGCUCAGGCUGCGUCUCUCAUGAACGCAGGAGCCGGCGUGGCAACGACCAUCGCUUUCUGACACAGCCAAUCACCUGUGGAGAAAUAGUGGCGAUCAGCACUCCCAAACCAGCACCACCAGUGGAGGUCCAGUCUGUGCAGGCUGAGUCGGAGGAGGAUGGCGAUGAGAGCUGCAAGCUGAGCAUGAGCGAGAAGCUGGCCCUCUUCAACAAACUGUCCCUGCCUGGGAGGGAGGGAGCCGGGCCUGCUGACGGGCCCCCAGAGAGACGAAGGCAAAAGGGGGCUCGGUACCGCACGCAGCCCAUCACUGUGGAGGAGGUCAGUCUGCUCCAGAAAGGCCCUGUUCAGCUUCCUGCCCUCUGUUUGUCCCCUCAUCUGUCCGACAGACAGCAGGCCUCGUCUGUCAACCUGAAACCCAGUGAGGUACGUCUUUCACAGUCCACAUCAGACACUGGCACUGGACUCGGAAAAUCUGGUCCGACUCAACAGGGACCACAGUGCUACGACUCUGAGCCAGGCUUAAAAGGAAUCCUGAAGAAGAGCCGCUCUGCAGGCUCGGAGUGGAGCAGGACAGAAGCCAGUCAGGUAGACGCAUCAUACAGCCAUGAACAGAAUGGUGGAGGCUGUAGAGAAGCGGCGAUACACGGGAGCAAAGCGGGAGGUGAGAGGGAGGGAACUUCUGCAGCACCACAGAGAGACAGACGAGAGACCUCUGGUAUGGAGGAAGGUUCGCAGUCUGCUGCUCCCUGGAGGCAGAGGGCUAGAAACAGGAGGGAAACCAUUGCCUGCACACCAAUAAGAGCCUUGUCAGAGCAGGAUGCUCCACAGCAGUCCUGCCAGUCCAAACAUGAACUGAGCUUUUCCUCUGAGAAAAACACCGUAGACAUCAAUGGAAGAGCCAAGCAGGAGGAAGACCAAAAGGCCAUGAACAAGAUCCAUGACAACACCACAGAUAUUAAAGCUGUCCGGGUCACCUCAGAAGAGUGUGCGCCUAAAAUGCAGGAGACAACCAACGGCAGCAGAAGUGAGUAUCACGUGCAGGACGAGUCAGAAAACCCUCAUCUUGAGAAUGACAACCUUCAGUGCUGGGAGCCCGUCUUUGCCUCUGUCUAUUCUAUCAAUACGCCCCAAUAUAUCAUGUGUUUUAAUCAGACUAACCUCUCCUUUGAGGCACAAGAAGUCUCCUCUCCUACGAACAAUCAGAGUCAGCCUCAGUGGAGACAAAAGGAUAAAGGAACUGAGAUUCAGAUGACUGAAUUUGGAGAAUUGAAAACGCAGCAGGAAAGCAAAGAGCAGGAGGCUGGAAGCACGGCUAAGACAAGCCUUGCAUCUGGUGAAUCACAGAGAAAUGGUAUCGCUCACAACAGGAGACACUCCACUGAUGCUCCAUCAUGCAAAAAUGAAGUGACUCCACAGAGUUCUUCACCAACAGUCACUACUCAGGAGGUAAAGGAAGAGACGCCUGUUGAUGAGCCAAACAUGUUUGAUGGCAGUUUCUACUGUGAGCAGUCACCUCCUUCAGCCUGCCCCCCACCUUGUGGUGGGAUUGCUGCCUCAGAGGGUGAGCAGGACCUGGGAGUCUUCUGCCAGACCAACACACACAUAUUGACCUCAGCAGUAGCAGAGCACAGGCGGUCGGUACGUCCGUCCCGUCGGACUCAAGGCUCCAGAAACCCUCUGAGGGCUCUCGCAGCCAGAGAGGACAUCAGGCAGGACUUCAUGGGAGAGAGAGUCAAUUCAUCAGCUCAAGAGAGGAUCCAAGCAGAAAAAAAGUCUAAGAACUCGUCUAUAACAGACUCACCUCCAUUAAGAUCUGAAGAAUCCUCCUCAGAUGCCGAGACAGCUAAGUCUUACCCGCCCUUCAGCAGCCUGAUGCUAAUUCACAUCAAAGGUAGGCGCCAUGUUCAGGUCCGCCUGGUUGAGCCCUCAGUGCGGUCACUGAACAGUGGAGACUGCUUCCUGCUGGUCACUCCAGAGCACUGCAUCCUGUGGAGUGGAGAGUUUGCCAACGGACAAGAAAAAGCAAAGGCCUCUGAGCUAGCUUUGUUCAUCCAGAACCAAAGGGACCUUGGUUGUUUGGCUUCCCACUUUGUCCACCUGGAGGAGGGCAUGAACUCUGACAGCAGUGUGGCUGCAGACUUCUGGAGUCUACUGGGAGGAAGAACACAGUACAGAGGAGCUGGUGCUCCAGAGGAGGAUGAGCUCUAUGAGCGCGGUGUGGUGGAGUCCAACUGUGUAUACAAGCUGGUGGAAAACAAACUGGUGCCUCAUGAACAGGCUUGGGCCUCCAUCCCCAGCAUCACCCUGUUGGCCUCCUCUGAGGCCCUGGUGUUUGAUUUCGGCAGUGAGGUCUAUCUGUGGCUCGGACAGGACGUUUCCCUCAGGAGCAGAAAUGUUGCUCUCCAGUUGACUCACCAGGUGUGGGUUGGAGCUUAUGACUACAGCAACUGUCAAGUAAACCCACUGGAUCCCACUCAGUGUAACCCUGCAAUUCAGCUACGAGGAGAAGGCCGUCCCAGCUGGGCUCUGUUCGGCGUCCUCACUGAGAGCAACGAGACAGCUCUGUUCAGGGAGAAGUUCCUGGACUGGAUGUGCAGGGUUGGAGGCAGAGAGGAAGCGGCUUCAGGGACGGAUCAGACGCAGUCCAUCCCAGUCCAGUCAUCCCAGCCCUUCUCCCCUCCUUCAGACCUCUUGAGUCCCUGCGAUGCCAAAGCUCUAGUAUCGGGUCAGUGCUUAGAAGGUGACGGUUUGGUCCGUACUGUGCUGGCUGGGGUCGAUGUCCAGAGAGGUCAUGGUGUCAUCAUGCUGACGGAGGAACGUCAGAUGGAGCUUUUCUUCCUGUGGCGAGGCCGUCACUCCAGUGUCAGUGGACGGGACACAGCUGCUUUCCUUUCCAUCGGGAUGAGGAACCACGAAGAGUCGCAGGUGGUUGUGCCUCAGGGAAAAGAACCCCCCUGUUUCCUGCAGCUUUUCAAGGGAGGCUUGGUCAUUCACAAAGGAAAGCAAGAGGAAGCUUCCAUCAACACAGAAAGCUGGCGUCUGUUUUGUGUGCGAGGGGAGCUCCCAGAAGAGGGUUUUCUGUUAGAGGUGGACUGCUGCUGUGCGGGUCUGAGGUCGAGAGGCUGUGUUGUCCUGCUAAAUGGCCAGCAGGGAGUGCUCUAUCUCUGGAUUGGUUGUAAGGCUCACAGCAGCACAAAGGAAGUCGGCAAGAGGGUGGUGGAGGUCCUCACUAAUCCAGGAAAGUAUAACUUCACGCCUCGCCUCUUCCACCUGACUGCCUCCUCUGGGAGUUUCCAAGCCGAGGAGCUGCAGAGUCCGAUGCAGAUGCCGGGGCUUGUGAUGGCAAUGCCUUUUGUCCAGGAGAGCCUAUACAGUGUACCACAACCAGCUCUGUUCCUUCUUGACAACCGUCUGGAGGUCUACUUGUGGCAGAGAGGUCAGCCUGAGCAGACUGAGAGCUCCUCAGCCUGGAGACUCUGGCAUCACGAGAGGAAGUGUGCCAUGCAGACAGCGCUGCAGUACUGCAAAGAAAUAAACCAGAGAAGGCCGCCGCAUGCAUAUCUCAUCCUCGAGGGGGCCGAGCCUCUCACCUUCACUAAUGUCUUCCCGCGCUGGAAGAAAAGCCUUGAACCUCAUGCACAGGGUGAUACAGGGCGAGCGAAGCUGACCUUGGUGCAGGACGCCCUGGCCCAGCUCAUGAAGACCCAGUAUCCUCUGGAGGAGCUGCUGCGGAGCCCCCUUCCUGAAGGAGUGGACCCCCAGCGCCUGGAGGUCUACCUGUCCAAUGAGGACUUUCAGACUAUUUUGGAAAUGAAGAGAGAUGAAUAUGCCUCCCUCCCAAGCUGGAAGCAAAUUGAUCUGAAGAAGAGCAAAGGGCUGUUUUGUUAGACAAUGAAAUAAACUGGAGGCUGACUGAUGCUGUGACAGCAGAGACUUCCUUGUCUGCUGCGAAAGGAAAAUGGCAUGGGGGGACAUAAGAACCAUGUUUCCACACAAAGAAUUGCUCACAGCAUAAUAAAACUACAAAGAGAUCACUUUUAUUUAUGUCAAAUUAGUGUGUGGACUUUUUAUUGGACAUUCUUUAAAGCUACCAAAUGGUUGAGAGAAAAAAAAACUUUUUUACUGUCUGUACAAAUCAGUGAAAGAUAAUAAAAAAGGUUAUAUGGGAGUAAAAUAAAGACAUCAGUAACAAACAUUGGAAAGAAAACAUAGGAGUGCUUACAAAAAAGAUUAAUGCUAAUAAACAAUGUAAACAGACAAAAAAAAAGGCUAACCACUUCCUAAAUGUUUCCUCCUUGAUCAAUAUCUUUCCAUCAAAAUGUUCUGAGCUGCAGUUUUUCCUCAAUUUUGAUUCUCCUUCCCUACAUAACGAUUGCCCCAAGAACCUUGAAAUAAGAGUGUAUGGCAUUGUAAUCUGUGACGUGUACUUUACAAUCAUGUGUCACACUGAUGUGUUCAUUUCUCUGGAAGCCUUGUGUGCACAAAGCUUUGUGCCAUGUGUAUUGUAGCUGUGGCCAAUGUGCUCAUUGUGGCUGGGAGCGAUGCCUUAUUAAGGCUCCUUGGGGAUUCACUAUUAGCUAUGCAUGAAGGGACAGGUAGACAUGCUCCAAUAACGUCCCUUUAGCUCAAAGCAACACGCUAAUUCAGUUUCACCUCAAUCAACACACUGUUCCAAACAUCCUCAUAACACAGCAGUACACAAAGACAUACUGUAUCUCUCAAUGAUGCAUGGAAGCCCAUUAUUUAUUAAAGGAAAAACAAUCUAUGUAACACAUGUACUGCUUAACAAAUUUUGAUGUGAAUGUGUCAGUCUA